Benincasa hispida (wax gourd) is the source of this 627-nucleotide messenger RNA. Lineage: Eukaryota; Viridiplantae; Streptophyta; Magnoliopsida; Cucurbitales; Cucurbitaceae. The record is from RefSeq and is a predicted model, not a curated record.
AUGUUGAGUUCGUGUGAGAUCGAGGCUCAUGAUGUUCCAUUCCGUGGAGUAGUGUAUCAAGAAGAAGAGUCUUCAAGGGGACUUGAUUUUGUUGGUCCCAUAACACCUAAGUCACCAGCAAGACAUUCUUAUAUCCUUGCAAUCACAUAUUACUUUUCAAGGUGGGUUAAGGCUAUUGCGCUUAAAGAAGCCAAGAAAGAAAAUGUGGUAGACUUUAUUCAAACUACCAUCAACUACUGGUACAGUAUUCCUCAUCGAAUAGUGACGGAUAAUGGAAGACAAUUUUUCAAUAGCUUGAUGGACAAGUUAUGCAAAAAAUUCAAGUUCAAGCAAUACAAGUCAUCCAUAUACAAUGUCGUUGCAAAUGGAUUGGCAGAAGAAUUUAACAAAACGUUGUGCAACCUACUGAAGAAAAUUGUCUCUAAGUCGAAGAGAGAUUGGCAAGAGAAGAUUGGAGAGGCAUUAUGGGCUUAUCAAACCACUCACCAUACUUCUAUAGAAGUUACACUAUAUUCUCUUGUUUAUGGAAUAGAAGUUGUCCUCCCAUUGGAAAGAGAAGUUCCAUCACUAAGGAUAACGAUGCUAGAGGGGUUCACUACGGAGGACAAUGUCAAGUUGCACCUUUAA